CAAACACUCCAGAUAUGAAACGGCGUUCUCGUCUGCGUUCGUGGAAGGAUACAGAUAAUAAAGAAGUGUACACGUUUAUCGGUAUCCUGUUGAAUAUGGGUAUUGUGCAACUGCCAUCAGUCCAGUCAUAUUGGAGUACAGAGUGGACUUCGCAUGUACCGUUUUUUGCAAAAGCUAUGAACAGGGACAGGUUUCUUUUGCUAUACCAUACAAUGCUGCAUGUAUGUAGCACAGACCCUAAUCACAGAACAAGAGGCGAUAAGAUACAGCCACUAGUUACGAAACUCGUAAACAAAUUUCAACAUUACUUUGUUCCAUACAAAAACAUUUCUGCAGAUGAGAGUAUGAUUGGUUUCAAAGGCAGGGUUAUUUUUCGUCAAUAUGUCCCCAAAAAGCCAGUCAAGUGGGGAAUUUUAGCAAGGACUUUAGCGGAUGGUGAAACGGGUUACAUGUGUAAUAUAAACAUUUACUAUGGUCGCGAUGGUGAAGCAGAACCAGAUGACAAUUUGACAAAAACUUCAAGAUCUGUUAUGAAACUUAUUGAGCCAUACUUAGACAAGGGCUAUCACAUAUUUGCUGACAGACUUUAUAAUUCUGUAGAAUUAGCCAAAGCUUUGUAUAACCGCAACACAUACCUUACUGGUACAAUUCUACUGAAUAGAAAAGGAAUACCAAAUGAACUAAAAGGUAAGCGAUGGAAGCGGGGUGACAGGAAAGCUUUGCGGUGUGACAAUGUGAUGGUAACGAACUGGGUGGACAAGCGCUGUGUGACCUUGAUAUCAACAUGUUAUAAUGGCAAUGAGACUGUGGAAAAACAAAUAAAGGGUAGAGAUACCCCUGUUGUAAAACCUAAUGUCGUAGAAAAGUACAAUUGCUAUAUGGGCGGUGUCGACAAGUGUGACCAGCUAAACCAGUAUUAUUCAUUUGCACGCCGUUCUUUGAAGUGGUACAAGAAAGUGUUUUUUUGGCUAAUUGAGUUAUGUGCAAUAAACAGCUAUAUUCUCUAUAAGUUAUCAAGAAAUCCCCCUAUUCCUAAGAAGAAACUUACCUUGCUGGUAUUCCGAAAACAGCUUGUAACUGGCCUAGUGUCACUCCCUGUGUAUGAUGACCACUCACCCCCACCCCCCAAAAGGGGUAGACCCAUGCAAGAUGCCCCAUUAGAGAGACUGGAUGGAAGGUUGCAUGUACUAGGCAAAAUUGAUGAUGGUAAACAGAGAAAAUGUGUUGUUUGCAGUGCGAAAGGCAAUAGAUCAGAAUCAGUUCAUUAUUGUAGUACAUGCGGCUCCCACCCAGCCCUCCACCCAGCCCCCUGUUUUGGCUUGUACCACACUAAAAAAAAUUACUAG
Molecule: messenger RNA, 1346 nt
Organism: Liolophura sinensis
Lineage: Eukaryota; Metazoa; Mollusca; Polyplacophora; Chitonida; Chitonidae
Product: piggyBac transposable element-derived protein 4-like
Exons: 1
Coding region: 15-1346 (443 amino acids)
Source: RefSeq, a predicted model, not a curated record